UAAUGAUGAGGAACCAUCACAACCCUCAGCUCUGUGCAGGGCAGGGCUGGGGGCUGGAGAGCAGGGACUGGCGGGCACAGGGGCUGGUGGUGGUGCAGGAGCAGGGAGUGAGGGCUGCAGUCAGAACCCCCCUUCCUCUGCUGGGGACCAUCAUGACCUCUGUGAAGUCUGUAUUUUUUCGGGGUGCCAGAGUGAUGUUUUGGGAAGGGUUGAUGGUAGCAGGUGCCUGGCUGUGUUCUCUGAAGUGCCCUGUGACCCUGCCCAUCGCACACGCUGCCUGUGGGUGCAGCUGCAGCGCCUGCUCCAGGACAUGGCAGCACAAACCAGUGACAGGGGCUGGGCUCCAGUUCUUCACACUGACCUCAGCAAGGGGUGGCCUUCAGAGCCAGAGCUGUGAGUGUCUCUCUCCUGAUGGAGCCAAGUAUUUUUAUACCUCACUUCCUCGGAGCUUGUCUCUUUGCAUUACUGCCAGGAAAAGAUACGGCAGAAAGAUCAGAGCAGCCAGGAGAAGGAGGGGGCAGGUCACUCCCAAUUUGCAGCUUUGCUUUCAGGCUUCUCAACUCAAUUAUUCAGCAAAUUGGGCUCCGAGGAAAAGCAGCACGAGCUCUUCCAUCAGGUAACAGAGCAGGGCACAGAUGAGCUCUGCCCUGCAGCUGCCACGUCGCUGAUGCUGGAGCUCUCUGCAGAAGUUCCCAGCUGUGCUGGGGUUCUCCUGCUGUGUCUGUCUGCAGGGUUUCCUGCCUCUUCUGGGGGUGCCCAGCCCAGGCUCAGCCCCACUGCCAUGCUGCUGUCAGUGUUUCUCCUUGCUGCCACUCUGUGUCUGUAGCCAAGAGUGGGAGCGUGCAGGGGGACAGGGCUAGUCAUGCCCCGAGCCAGGUACCAAAACAUGAGGGUGAAGGCAUGGCAGGACUUGGGGUGUUCUCUUCAGCUGUCACUUUGUUUGUCCUGAAGCAGGUGAAUCCCUAUGGAAACGUUCCCUGGUGCCUGUGUGUGCUUCACUGCAUCUCACAUGAAAACACAGCAGCAAAGCCCACCUGAACUCAGUUUGCUUCUGUGUAGCAUCUUUUGUUUGCAAGUCUGGGGAUAGUCUGAGGACUUCCAGAGGGAAAUCACGGGCAAACAAGGAGGUCAGCCAUUCAAGCUGGACCCCAAGAUGGCUCACAAGAAGCUGAAGAUCUCCAAUGACGGGCUGCAGAUGGAGAAGGACGAGAGCUCCUUGAAGAAGAGCCACACGCCGGAGAGGUUCAGCGGCACGGGCUGCUACGGCGCCGCCGGCAACGUCUUCAUCGACAGCGGCUGCCACUACUGGGAGGUGGUGGUGGGAUCCUCCACCUGGUAUGCCAUCGGCGUGGCGUACAAGUCAGCCCCCAAAAACGAGUGGAUCGGGAAAAACUCCUCUUCUUGGGUCUUCUCCCGCUGCAACAACAACUUUGUGGUGCGGCACAACAACAAGGAGAUGCUGGUGGAGGUGCACCCGCAGAUGAAGCGCCUCGGUGUGCUCCUGGACUACGACAACAACGCGCUCUCCUUCUACGACCCAGCCAACUCCCUCCACCUGCACACCUUCGAAGUCUCCUUCAUCCUGCCCGUGUGCCCCACCUUCACCAUCUGGAACAAAUCCCUGAUGAUCCUGUCGGGGCUGCCCGCCCCGGAUUUCAUCGAUUACCCCGAGCAGCAGGAGUGUAACUGCCGGCCGCAGGAGUCCCCGUACGUGUCAGGAAUGAAAGGCUGUCACUAGGCUGCCAGGCCCGCCGUGCCCCGUGCAGCGCUGGCAGCCGUGCUGGAACGCCUCUGGCGAGCUCCACACCCAGCUCCACCCUAUUUUCAUGGAAAAGUGGAGGAACCUGGAGGCACAGCUGGAAAGGAACUGCUGUUGGUGAGCUCCGGAGUGCGCAAGAGCGGCUGGAGCGGCUCUCCGGCAUCUGUCCCCAAGAGGAUUGUCACCUGCAGGGUUCUGUCUUCCCUCGGGGGCUGGAAGGGCCAGGGCAGCUUUCAGGGUGACGUGGGGUGGUCAGGGAAUGGCAGGCUGGGCAGCAGGGAUGGGCUCUGGAGCCCUCUGACAGCUGCUGUGAGGACGCAGAGCAUGAGCAGCACUGUCCAGGCAGGACUUUGCGUGUGGCUGAGGCUCGGUGCCCUCCCUGCUGGGGUGGAUAAGGCUCGGAGCCCUCGGGCUCGCUCAGCCCUGGCAGUGGAUGUGUGCUGGUCCCUGGAGGGAGGGUGGUGCUGGUCUGUGAGUGCAGGUGGCACUGAGGGUGCUGCCCGUGGCUGGCUGUGCUGCAGGUGGGAUGCUCCUGACGCAUUUCUGGGGUCCUGCAGUGGAGAGCCACGGACCCCCAGCCCACCAUCCCCUCCUUGGAGAGCUCCCAGUAACUGGGGAGGCCUGCAUCCUUGAGGAGCUUUGGCCCCUGGCACAGAGGUUUGGCAGCUGCUCCUCCCUGAUGGGGUCUGGCCGGCAGUGCCCUGCUCCACACAGGUCUCCAUCAGUGUUCUGUCUGGUGUCCCAGCAGCAAAAACUCACCUUCCUACUCUGAACCCGCACUGGAGUCCUGCUCAAAGACCACCUCUAUGCUCUAUGACCCAAAAUCUCAAUUCAUGACCCCAAAUGUUGACUUCUGGUUUGUUCUCCAUCAUGCCAGGGGGUUGAGCUGGAUGCAUUUUAAAGAUCCCCUCCAGCUCACACUAUUCCAUGAUUCUGUGGUGGUGUGAGUGUGGAACCAUCCUGUUUACUCUGUGGCCGAGGACUGAGCCUGUCCCUGAGGCUCAGGGUUGAAUUCAUCUGGAGCCAGUUCAGAAUUCCUCUGGAGGAAUUCCCAGUGCCCCAGCCAGGGGGGUGUGUGUGGGUGACUGCUGGUGACAGCUUUGCCCAGGAGGAGAGUCCAGGCGAGCCCAUUCCUCAGCACACGUCUCUCCUGUGUGGGGUUUUGGAAAAGGGAGGUGGGCAGCAGCUCAGGAAAAGGAUCUGCUGCCAGCCCUGCCCAGCUGAGAGGGGUUUCCCCUGGUACAGGCUGCUGUCCCGUGGUGCCUGCAGGGCAGACAAGGGGUGCAGCUCUCCUCCAGAGUCCUGCUGAGCACAGGGGCAGCUGCGCUUGCUUCUCCCAGCCCCGGCUGCAGGAGCUCGGGGAGGCUGCAGUGGGGUGUGUCUGCUGUCCCCACAGCCUGGCACGGCCCCCCUCACUCUGGGAGGUGAAAGCACCCUUUGGAGAUGGAUGUUUUUGUCAGGAAGGUCCCUGGGGCUGCUCAUGCUGUGCCGUGGGGACACCAGGCACUGGAGGUGGAUGUUGGCCCUGGGAGCGCUCGGCAUCCUCGGCUCAGAGCCCUUAAGGUGACAUUUGCACCUGAUGAAAUUGCACUAAUUGUGGGACCCCCUGGCCCCCACACGUGGCUGGGGGAGCCCCACACCCCGAGCAGGGGCUGGGGGCCUUUCCCAGGCACCCACACUGUGGUACGGAAAGCAGAGCCCACCCAGUUGUCACCGAGAUUUGGGGAGCAGCAGCCCCGUCCCUGGGCCCUGCUCAGGACGUGGAGGGGGGCUCAGGUGCUGGUUCCUCUGCUCCUGGUGACACCAGUGUCCAGCUUCGGGAUGUGUGCACUCCUGGCUCCCC
Parus major (Great Tit) is the source of this 3602-nucleotide messenger RNA. Its product is annotated as probable E3 ubiquitin-protein ligase MID2. The transcript has 3 exons. The record is from RefSeq and is a predicted model, not a curated record. Gene Ontology annotation, molecular function: protein binding. Bases 1154 to 1738 code for a protein of 194 amino acids. Lineage: Eukaryota; Metazoa; Chordata; Aves; Passeriformes; Paridae.